CGCGGCAGCAGCGGCGGCGGCAGCGGCGGCAGAGCGGCGGCGGAGGCAGCAGCAGCGGCGGCGGCACUAGACCCUCCUCUCAGAGGGAGGAAUGAUGAGACGAGCAGCCCGGAACUGAAACACUCCACUCCGCCGCGUCGGCUUCGCGUUGUUUCCCGCCUUACAAAUAAUAAUAGUGCGUCAUAACUUCAAAGAGCCGACAGCAACGCAACACCUCUGUUCGACCUCCCAAAGAAUAACGCAUCAGUCUUUCCGUGAGUGUUGCUGUCCAACAGUCAGCAUGUCGUCAUCCUACGCUGCUGCCAUAUCAGCCCUUAUUGCAUCCAACCAACCAAUCUAUCAGCCUUUCUCAGGAACGAUACGUAACAGUAGCAGUAGUAAGGGACCCACACCUAGCAAGAACACCCACUGCCCUCCAUCUUUACCGAACCAUUCUGCUUCACCUGACCCUCCAGGAUCUUAUGAAGAGCAUCAGGAGAAUCCUUCAGACUAUGGCAUAGGUGGUUAUUACCCUGUAGAGAUUGGAGAAAUUUUUGUUGACCGCUACCAAGUGCUUAAAAAGUUGGGAUGGGGUCACUUCUCUACUGUAUGGCUCUGCUGGGACAUGGUAAUGAAGCGCUUUGUGGCUCUGAAAGUGGUGAAGAGUGCUGAGACAUUCAGAGAGACGGCACUGGAUGAGAUCAAACUGCUGAAAUGUGUAAGGGACAGCGACCCCAAAGAACCUAAGCGUGAGAGAAUUGUGCAGCUCAUUGAUGACUUUAGAAUCUGUGCUACGACUGGAGAGCAUGUGUGCAUGGUUCUGGAGGUUCUCGGCCACGAGCUGCUCAGGUGGAUCGUUAAAUCCAACUACACAGGGCUCCCCCUGCCUUGUGUAAAAAGCAUUCUCAAGCAGGUUUUGGAGGGUUUAGAUUACUUGCACACUAAAUGCAAAGUGAUCCAUACCGACAUCAAGCCAGAAAACAUCCUCCUGAGAGUGGAUGAAGGUUAUAUUAGAAAGCUUGCAGCCAACACAAAACUGUGGCAGUUACCCGGUUCUCCUUCUCUCAGCAGCUCAGUGAACAGAAACCCAGGAAGAAAACAGAGUGCGUUCAACUUAUUUGGGAAGCUGACGGGGGUCUUGCACACCCUUGGUGAAUGGUCCGGCAAGGUUUCCAGGAGUCCAUUAAAGCGACUAUCAGCGAAGGACAAAAGCUGUCGAGGACAGAAGAGUCCAUCUGAUCUGAAAUCAGACAAACCUCAUGUGACUUUUUCUGAAAAUGCUGCUGCCGCUUCAAGCGGACAUCCCUCCACAAAGCUGAGAGGUCCUAACCUUCAGAUGAGGAGACAGACGUUGCUGUUUGAAGACGGAUUGGAUAGUGCUUCAUGUAGCCACAGAGACUCAAUUGGCUCAUGCCCAAAUUUUAGCAUGGAUGCUCCUUUCUCCGGCUCCAGAUCUGUGUUAUUUCACCAGACUGCUCACAUUGAGCCUGGUCCUCCAGCUUCCUCAGCUAGAGGAAUCAGUGACUCAGAUGUACCAUUAGACCUACUGAAGCCUCAGAGUGCUGACAAAAUUGUUGUCAAGAUUGCAGACCUGGGCAAUGCCUGCUGGGUGCACAAACACUUCACUGAAGACAUUCAGACUUGCCAGUACCGCUCUAUAGAGGUACUGAUUGGUGCCGAGUAUGAUACUCCAGCUGACAUCUGGAGUACUGCCUGCAUGGCUUUUGAGCUGGCUACAGGAGACUACUUGUUUGACCCCCAGUCAGGAGCCACGUUCUCCCGGGAAGAAGAUCAUAUUGCCCAUAUCAUCGAACUGCUUGGACCUCUUCCAUCCCAGUUUGCCCUUUCUGGAAGAAAAUCCAAAAAAUUCUUCAACAGAAAAGGACAACUGCGGCACAUCUCCAAACUGAAACCAUGGAGCUUGUUGGAGAUCCUGCUGGAUAAGUACGAGUGGCCACGAGAAGAAGCUCUCCAGUUCAGUUUCUUUCUCCUCACCAUGUUGGAACAGCAGCCACUGAGAAGAGCCACCGCUGCUCAGUGUUUGAAACACCCCUGGAUUACCUCCUAGAGACAGCAGCGUCAUGUCAUUCAGAGCACAGCAGACAAUCAAUGUUAAACAGGACUCAGCUUGUUGCUCGGUGCUGGCAUCAGUAAAAGCACGCAUCUUACCUCCCUCCCUCUGUCCUUCGUUCCUUCCCUCCUUCCUUCAUUUCUCCCUCCCCCUCCCUCCUUCCUUCCUUUUUCCUUCCAGUUUCCACAUUUAAAUCCUGCUUACUGUAUAAAAAUCUGCCACAUAUUCUUGGUAAUUUUAGUAUUUUAACAUUUUAAAAUGACUACAAAGGACUGAGAACUCCUUACCUGGAAAGUUAAGUCUAUAAACAAUAUGUUGUUUUUUUUUUUACAAUAAAGUGUAAGACCUCUGGUCUAUUUAUCAUGCUGAAGUUUUAAUAAACUGAUAUCAAAUGGA
Molecule: messenger RNA, 2446 nt
Organism: Girardinichthys multiradiatus
Lineage: Eukaryota; Metazoa; Chordata; Actinopteri; Cyprinodontiformes; Goodeidae
Product: SRSF protein kinase 2-like
Exons: 15
Coding region: 281-2047 (588 amino acids)
Biological process (GO): protein phosphorylation; spliceosomal complex assembly; regulation of mRNA processing
Molecular function (GO): protein kinase activity; ATP binding
Source: RefSeq, a predicted model, not a curated record